AUGAAGCAAGAAAUCCAAGAAUUGAUUGGAAUUUCCGACCGAAUAGCCGUUCUCAACAUCAACAUACCGGGAUAUCAAAAAAUGUGGUCAAUAAUCCAAGUAUACGCCCCGACAGAACAAGCAGCAGAAAAUGAAACUAAAGCCUUCUAUGACGAGCUAACACUAACAGUAACAAAAUUCUCACACAACCACAUAAUACUAAUGGGCGACUUCAAUGCCCAAAUAGGAGAAAAGCAAAGUAAGGAUGAACAUGUCUUGGGAAACUUUGGACAAGGAAGAAAAAGCCCAAAUGGUGAAUUACUGGUCGAAUUCUUAUUAGAAAAUAACCUGAAGAUACUGAACAGUCUUUUCAAGAAGAAUAAAAAGAACAAGUGGACCUGGAUAUCCCCUGACGGCAGCUACAAAAACGAGAUCGACUUCGUAGCAACCAGCUAUCCAAAGGCUUUCACGGACACAUUUCAAGGUAUGCUCAACGCCGAACAGCAUAGUAGCAAAACUUUAGAGAAAAUAGCAGAUUCCCUAUGCAAAAUCAGAAAAGAAAUAACAGAAAACAGAAACACAGAUGUCCUUGUUAAGUAUGGGAAACUAGAGAAACUAAUUACACAACAUGCCAAAGUAGAUUUCUCGAGAGAAAACAAAUACAAGCUAACUGACACUACCCUUAAACUAAUAGAAGAAAGGAAAAACUUGCUUUCAAAGCACCCAAAGAAAGAAAAUAUCAAGCUAGUAACGGAACUAAGCAAGAAAAUCAAAGAGAACAUCAGGAAAGAUAGGAAGAACAAGAGGCAGCAAACGCUAGAAAAUCAUAUAAAAAGAACAGGAGGAGUAAAGAAAGCAUUAAAGGAAUUGAGAGAAAUUGACAAAGAAUGGAUACCUAAACUCAAAAACGAAGGGAUUACCUCUAGUAAUAGAAACAGCGUAAAUAAAAUGGCCACUAUUUUUUACAAGGACCUAUACUCGAGCUCAGGGGAAAAACAAGAACAGACUAACACUCUCACCAAGAACCAAGACCCAAUAGAACCAGAACCAAAGAUCUUACCAAAUGAAGUAGAAAAAGCUAUACUUAGCCAGAAGAUGGCCACAGCUCCAGGACCAGAUAAAAUCACAAACGAGCUUCUUAAAGGCACUCUCGAAGAACUAAUACCCAUAUUAACAGCAAUAUUUAACGACAUAAUGGAGACUGAUAUCAUCCCCAAACAAUGGACAACAUCACACAUCAUACUCAUAUAUAAGAAAGGUCAAAAAGAAGACAUUAAUAACUAUAGACCAAUAAGCCUGAUGUCGAAUAUCUAUAAGGUAUUCUCCAAAGUGAUCCUGGAAAGAAUAAGCAAGAGACUUGAUGAAAACCAACCACGAGAACAAGCUGGCUUCAGACAAAAAUUUUCAACUCUAGACCACAUCCACACUGUGAAGCAAAUAAUAGAAAAAUACAGGGAAUAUAACAAGAAUAUAUACAUGGCAUUCAUCGAUUACUCCAAAGCUUUUGACAGCAUUAGCCACAAGGCAAUAUGGAAAAACCUAGAACAACAAGGAAUUCCUACAAAAUACAUUAAUAUUAUUAAGAACAUCUACCUAAACUGUGAAGCUAAGAUACAACUGGAAACCUUGAGAGAGAAGUUCAGUAUUAAGAGGGGAGCAAGACAAGGGGAUCCCCUAUCACCGAAAUUGUUCUCGGCUGUUCUCGAAGGUAUCUUCCGUAAAUUAGACUGGAACGGAUUCGGGCUCAACAUUCUAGGGACAAAAUUGAACCACCUAAGAUUUGCGGACGACAUAGCCCUGUUCGAAGAAAACCCUGCACACUUAGAAGAAAUGAUAAAUUCACUUAAUGAGGAAAGUGUCAAAGUAGGCUUAACAAUGAACAAAAACAAAACCAAACUUAUCACAAAUUCAAAACCAAUAGAAAUAAAAAUCGACGACCAACCACUAGAAUAUGUACAAGAAUACAUCUACUUAGGUCAGAUAAUCUCCCAUAAGGACCAAACAACCAAGGAAAUCAACAGAAGAGUCGCAAACGGAUGGAAAAAGUUCUGGGCACUGAAAGAGAUUGUUAAAUCCAAGGAGAUAAGUAUGUCAACCAAAAGAAAAGUCUUCGACACAUGCAUCCUUCCAGUCAUCACCUAUGGGUGUGAAACCUGGUCACUCACCAAGCUCCACAGGCAAAAACUACAACGCUGCCAAAGAGCAAUGGAGAGGAGUAUGACAGGGAACAGGAUACAGGACAGAGUAAGAAGUAGCGUGAUACGAGAAAGAACCAAUGUAGUAGACAUACUUACUCGAAUAGACCAACAGAAGUGGAGGUGGACCGGCCACAUGAUUCGCGAUCCACACAACAAAUGGAGCACAAUCGUCUCAGACUGGUAUCCCAGGGACGGAAAGAGAAAUAGAGGACGCCAACAGAUGAGAUGGGAAGAUGACCUCAAAUUCACGGCUGGACACCACUGGAGAAGGGUACCGUUUAAGGCUCCACAAUCAUCGGUAAUAACAGUCUUAAUAAUAUAUUCUGUAUUUUGCACCUGUUUGACAAUGAACGCUGGUCAACAUCUUCUCAAUGAAUAUCCAGGAGCACCUCAGACAAAGAUAUUAAGAAAAUUCUGCAUCUUCAUGAAAAUAAAUCCGAUACAAAUACAAUACAAUUCUAAAACAGCACUGGGGAUGUACUUAGUACCUAUAAUAUUCAGCCUUUCUAUCAGUUAUAUAAUCAUAGCUUUGCAAUUCACCAAUUUUAUUUAA
This is a messenger RNA of Helicoverpa armigera (cotton bollworm), 2730 nucleotides long. RefSeq names its product LINE-1 retrotransposable element ORF2 protein. Gene Ontology annotation, molecular function: catalytic activity. The transcript has 4 exons. The record is from RefSeq and is a predicted model, not a curated record. The coding region runs from base 1 to 2730 and encodes 909 amino acids. Lineage: Eukaryota; Metazoa; Arthropoda; Insecta; Lepidoptera; Noctuidae.